Impatiens glandulifera is the source of this 2947-nucleotide messenger RNA. RefSeq names its product receptor-like protein kinase FERONIA. Gene Ontology annotation, molecular function: ATP binding; protein kinase activity. The record is from RefSeq and is a predicted model, not a curated record. Gene Ontology annotation, biological process: protein phosphorylation. The transcript has a single exon. Bases 154 to 2802 code for a protein of 882 amino acids. Lineage: Eukaryota; Viridiplantae; Streptophyta; Magnoliopsida; Ericales; Balsaminaceae.
CAUAAUUAUGAGCUACUUUUCUUCUCUCUCUCUGUAUUUUCUUUUGUGUAGUUUGAGCAAUUCAUCCAUCUCCAUGGAUAUGCUUUAGCUUGAAGAAGACUUUCUUCCACAUCUCCCCCCAACUCCAACUGAGAAAUCAUUUAAACAAAUAGGAUGGGUUUCCUUUCGUUAUGCUACUCCUUCCUCCUCCUCCUCGGCCUCCUCACGGCCGCAACCGCAGCCUACAACGCCACCGAUAUUAUCAGGCUUGACUGCGGCGCAACAACUAUCACCAACUCCCCCGAUCAAAGGACCUGGAAUCCCGACUCCGGAUCCAAAUUCAUGCCAGCAUCCAACGAUUUGUCGACUAUUUCCACAGCCGACCAACAACCUUCCUCCGUCCAACAAAUCCCUUAUUUAUCCGCACGCAUAUUCCCAUCCCAGUUUACCUACUCUAUCCCUCUCUCGUCCGGCCCCAAGUUCCUCCGCCUCUAUUUCUACUCCGCCACCUAUUCCGGCCGCGAUAUCACCAAAUCAUUCUUCAACGUCUCCGCCGCCGGUCAUACCCUUCUGGCUAAUUUCAGCGUUUACCUUUCCUCCCCUGAAAAUUCUCCUUCUUUCGUUAAAGAAUUCGUGGUCCACGUCGGAAAUACUCAAAACCUUCAGCUCACUUUCACUCCCACCUCCUCCGUCGAUUCCUACGCCUUCAUCAACGGUAUAGAAAUUGUUUCCAUGCCGGACAAUCUCUAUCUAACCGGCCUCAACUCUCCUAGCACGACGCUCGUCGGGAAGAAUUCGAGUUUUAUCGUCGAUACCGGCAUGGCACUCGAGACACUUUACCGCCUAAACGUCGGUGGACAAUCAAUCAACGUCCAGGACGACACCGGAAUGUUCCGGAAGUGGGAUAACGAUAACGGAUUUCUUAAGCAUAACAGUAUCGUCGGAAAAGAAACUAACGUGGAUUUCACUGUCCUGUACAACAACAGAACGCCGGCGUACACAGCACCAGAUGCAGUUUACACAUCCCAGCGUGCAAUGGGUCCUGACCAGAAUAACUUGAUCGUCAACAUGUCGUGGAUCUUCAGCGUCGAUUCGGGAUUUAGUUAUCUCCUGAGACUCCAUUUUUGCGAAUUUGUAAUCGAUAUAGAUGGAAACAAUCAACGGGUUUUCACUGUAUUUCUGGGCGAUCAGAUUGCGGAUAAAAGUGUGGACGUGUUCAGAAGAGCCGGCGGCAAGGAAAUCCCUAUAUUUAGCGACUAUGUAGUAUCGCUACCUGUGGGGAACGAUGGCAUACCUUCAAAACAGGAUCUAUCACUUUCUCUCCACCCAAACAUAGAUUCGAGACCAAGUUCCGUCGACGCUCUACUUAGCGGUCUAGAAAUCAUGAAAUUGAAUAAAUCGGACGGCAGUCUCGCCGGUCCAAAUCCGCUUAUAGCUCUCAAUCCAAUAGUUCCAGGGUCCAAUCCGCAGUCCCCUGAAAAUCGGAAUAGAAAGGGUUCAUCAUCCUCAGUAGGAGCCAUUGUCGGAGGUGUGUUGGGCGGAAUUGCUGUAAUCGCAAUCUUGGCCUUCUUGAUUUUGAAGCGCAGGAGAAAAGUGACUGAUUCAACUUCAAACUUGGAUAAAUCAUCGUGGAUUAACUUCACGACCGACACUUCAAAAUCCUCAAAGACAACAGUAUCUAUCCUUCCCUCCGACCUCUGCCGUCACUUCUCUCUAGAAGAGAUGAAAUUAGCCACUCGCAAUUUCGACAAAGAUCUGGUAAUCGGUUCAGGAGGAUUCGGCAACGUCUACAAGGGUUACGUAGAUAACGGCUCGGUGGCAGUGGCAAUCAAGAGACUAAACCCAGAAUCCAAACAGGGCGCCCGAGAAUUCCAAACGGAGAUCGAGAUGCUGUCAAGGCUCCGACACCUCCACCUCGUCUCUCUAAUCGGAUACUGCAACUACGGCGGGGAGAUGCUCCUCGUUUACGAAUACAUGUCUCACGGUACACUUCGUGAUCAUCUUUACAAGACCAAAAACACGCCGCUCUCGUGGAAGCAACGCCUCCAGAUUUGCAUCGGGUCUGCCCGAGGUCUUCACUACCUUCACACCGGGGCGAAACAGGGCAUUAUUCAUCGAGAUGUCAAAUCAACUAACAUCCUUCUCGACGAGAAAUGGGUAGCUAAAGUUUCCGAUUUUGGACUUUCUAAACUAGGACCAACCGAUUUAUCCCAAACCCACGUCACCACCGCCGUGAAAGGAAGCGUAGGAUAUCUUGAUCCAGAGUAUUACCGGCGACAACUGUUGACGGAGAAAUCUGACGUGUACUCAUUCGGGGUAGUUCUAUUGGAAGUGAUGUGCGGUCGGGCUGCAAUAAUAGCAGGUUUACCGAAAGAACAGGUGAGUUUAGCCGAGUGGGCUCGGCAAUGUAACAAGAAGGGAACCGUGGAUAUGAUGGUGGAUCCACUUUUGGACGGUCAGAUAGCGCCGGAAUGCGUGAAGAAAUUCUUCGAGGUGGCACUGAAUUGCGUUCGUGACAAUGGGACUGAGCGGCCAACAAUGGGUGAUGUUGUAUGGAGCUUGGAAUUUGCAAUGCAACUUCAAGAAGCGGCAGAGAAGGACAUAAACGAGGAAGAUGAAGAAAUGGGGUUCGGUCAUGGUAAGGUCAGGCCAUUGGGUGAACCAACGACGUCCGAUGACAGUGAGGGCAUGUUCUCGGUGUCGAGGAGCAUGGGGGCAUCGACGGUGGAGAUCAGUGGACGGGGAACUGAUUCUACAACGACCGAUCAAUAUUUCAAAUCGGAAAAUGUGUUCACGGAAAUCAUGGACCCACAGGGACGCUGAUCAGGUCAGGUCAGGUUUGGAAAUUUUUAUCCUACAUUUUGUUUUUCUUGUUAAUAUAAUUAGAUUCUAUGUUAUAAACUUGGUCUAUAUUUACAUGAUGUGUGUGCAUUGUAACAAAAUGUUUAAUCAUCCAUUUUCCAAUAUC